Molecule: messenger RNA, 939 nt
Organism: Fusarium subglutinans
Lineage: Eukaryota; Fungi; Ascomycota; Sordariomycetes; Hypocreales; Nectriaceae
Product: methyltransferase
Exons: 3
Coding region: 1-939 (312 amino acids)
Source: RefSeq, a predicted model, not a curated record
AUGUCUACUGCAACUUUGAGUGCCGUUGCUGGCUCAGUGACGGCUUCUACGCCCCUUGCGCCAUUCUCAGGUACAGAAGGGAGCUAUAUGCUACCGCAUCAUGCCCAAGAGAUUGAGAGGCUGCACCGUCAACACCUCUUUAUGAAUACUACCACGGGAGGCCAGUUGCUCGUCGUACCAACCAUAGAUGACAAGGAGUCCUUGAGCGUGCUUGACUCCGGUGCCGCUGAUGGCUUCUGGCUACGUGAUCUGCCUCGCCAGCUCCCAUCGCACGAUCUGGAGCUUUAUGGAGUCGACAUUGGAUCUGAUCUCUUCCCUGCACCAGAUGAGAUUGCACCUCACAAGGUAACGCUUCGGAGCCAUGAUGUCAGAACUCCCUUUCCACAGUCGUGGGAAUGGACCUCCAAAUUCGACGUGAUCAACCAGAGGCUGCUUAUCUGGGGUAUCCAGUCUGCCGAGUGGCCUCGCGUCAUCUCAAAUCUCGUUUCAUCUCUCAAGCCUGGUGGUUAUAUACAGCUUGUUGAGGCUGAAUGGAUUGAUCCCAAUAAUCUGGCAGACGAGAAGACACGGCCUCAGCUUAGGAAGCAAGCUGCCCUGCAGGAAUGGUCUACCGCCAGCUUUGGUAUGGACAUCCAUAUUGCCUACAAGCUUGAAGGGCUCCUUCGCGACGCUGGCUUGGAGGAUAUUCGCAAGGUGCAAUUUGAUCACGGCUAUGGCGCCCUCGCAAGAUCCAAGGAUCAGAGGAACGUGUCGGCUGAGCUCUGGGUCGAAUGCUUCAGGACACUGGAUGAGAAGAUCCCUGAGGCUGGAAUUCCCGGAGUUGCGGUGAAUUCGAAAGAGUUCCACGAGUUCCUUGAUGCUUUAGAGGUCGAGAUCAAGACUUAUGGCUAUCAGCCCAAGCUUAACUACGUCUAUGGACGAAAGCCCUUGGCUUUAUGA